AUGGCCUCUACAAACUACUCGAAAACUAUUUGCUUAGCGACUGAUUCCGAGUCAUCGAGGAUGGAUUCCUGCAUACAAGUAAUUACUGCUGCGCUAGCUCGGCAACCUGUUUUACGUCGAUUAUCAUCGCCAAAACGCAGGCAGUUUGCGUUUGAUCUGGCUUUCAUCGCGCUGGGUUGUCGAACUGCUUGGCUUGUUGACGUUGUUACUGUCGUCAAUCAGGAGCAGGUCUUUGAGGAGUUGUUGAGCAGUCUGCGCGCGGUAUCAGCAGAGUUUACGCGUAUAAAACACAUCUUCGAGUCGACCUCGUCCCAAUCGUUCUUCGUUAAUCUCGACCAACUCGAGAUGCAGAAUCUAAAAGAUAUUCGGUUCAUUUUCCUUGGAGAAACACCACAACGUGUCGCAGAGCCACCUGUCGAUGUUCAGUCUGCCUUGCUACAUCUAAAAGCAACAUCUUCUUUUCCGGGUGACUUGGGCCCUCUUACUAGCAUUCCGUUGGCUGCACUUUUACUGGGCUAUCCUGUCGCAUACAUCGUCGCUGACACGACUUCUGUUUUCCUGUCACAUACUCCAUUGGAUGUCUACUUAUGCUCCAUCUCUUCUCCAAAGUGGGCCGAUCCGCAUACCAUGAUCAAGUUCUCUUGCCCCGCUGGGCUUUCCGAACAGCUUUCGCCGUUGCAGGUCACUGCGCAGCUCAAAAACCGCUUUCAACAACGCAUUACGGAUCUGGGUCUAGAACUCUCUGUCUUGCACCACGUCGAGACAUUGGACAGAGUCGCCUUAUGA
This is a messenger RNA of Mycena indigotica, 786 nucleotides long. RefSeq names its product Thioredoxin-domain-containing protein. The coding region runs from base 1 to 786 and encodes 261 amino acids. The record is from RefSeq and is a predicted model, not a curated record. NCBI's taxonomy places the organism in Eukaryota, Fungi, Basidiomycota, Agaricomycetes, Agaricales, Mycenaceae. The transcript has 3 exons.